Ruditapes philippinarum (Manila clam) is the source of this 681-nucleotide messenger RNA. RefSeq lists its product as uncharacterized. NCBI's taxonomy places the organism in Eukaryota, Metazoa, Mollusca, Bivalvia, Venerida, Veneridae. The transcript has 4 exons. Bases 1 to 528 code for a protein of 175 amino acids. The record is from RefSeq and is a predicted model, not a curated record.
AUGAAAACUGGUAGUCUAAGUGACCUGCUAACACUUGAAUUAAGCAGCCCAAAGAUUGGUUUGUUCGACCCAAGUGAUGCCAUUGACCAUUGGAUGAUAACCCCAUCUGGACGCCGAAGGAAAUUAUGCUAUAAAAGACGUAUUGCUACUGAAACUGGGACAUCACAAUCAGCAGCUCCCAAAGAACAAUUGACACAGGGGGAAUUUUUGAUUGCAACCAAAAUGGAGUCUGUUCUUGUAGAGCAGGAGCCUCCAAACCUAUCAGAGGGGACUCCUCCCACCUUGUCAGAUCUAGAUGCAUGUAUUAUAGAGCAAGAGCAAGAUUCUGAUAUCAACACAGACAAACCUUUAGAAAGUUCUCCUCCAGAACAAGUAUUUGCUGAAGAGCAUCAUAACCACGGGGAAUGUUCUGACAGAGACAGCGACUCGGAUUAUGAUUCUGGUAUAGAUGAAGAUGAGCCUAUGGAAAUGAGUCAACAAGAAGUUGAAAGAAAUCUAUUAUCUUUCCGUGUAGAAUAUCAGAAAUAAAUGUUAUUCAACUGACAAAGCUUUUUAUCAAUUUCUUCACAAUAUAUAUAAAUUUGAAAACCUGGCCAAAUUAUGAAAAAUUUUGUAUGAAUUUUCGGGCUACCUAAAAUUUGUUCGGGCUAUGUGAUAUUUUAAUGGACCAAGCCCGAAUGU